AUGAGCUCAUCCUCGUCCUCAUCGUCGGCGGCCUCCGACAACUCCGACGCCGAGUCUGGCCUUCCCCACACACUCCGCGUCCAAACCGAACCUGCCACACCGGCGGUCGUCCAUGGCAUCAACAUCCUCAACCGCGUGCCCAUCGUCCUCGACUUCAACGACGCCAACUACGUCGCCUGGGCGCGCGCCUUCUCCGCCAUCUUUGGCCAGUUCGGACUCCGCGACCACGUCGACAGCUCCACCGCCAAGGGCGACAGCGACUGGGUGCAGAAUGACUGCGCCAUCGUCUCGUGGUUCUACAACCGCAUCUCCCCCGAGCUUCUCUCCAUGGUCUCGGCAGACACCGACACCGCCUACUCCAUAUGGCGCGGCGUCCGCAGCCUCUUCCGCGACAACAAGGACACUCGCGCCGUCUACCUCGGCGCCGAGUUCCGCAACUUCUACCAAGGUGAUCUCACCGUCCUCGACUACUGCUCUCGCAUGAAGGUCAUGGCCGAUCGCCUCGCCGGUCUCGGGGCCCCGGUGAAUGACAAAGAUCUCAUCUACAACAUCGUCCGCGGCCUCAACCCUCGUCUCCACCACGCGAUCCCCCACAUCACACUUCGCCGCCGUCUACCGUCGUUCCUCAAGACGUGA
This is a messenger RNA of Panicum hallii, 636 nucleotides long. RefSeq lists its product as uncharacterized. The record is from RefSeq and is a predicted model, not a curated record. NCBI's taxonomy places the organism in Eukaryota, Viridiplantae, Streptophyta, Magnoliopsida, Poales, Poaceae. The coding region runs from base 1 to 636 and encodes 211 amino acids. The transcript has a single exon.